Messenger RNA from Medicago truncatula (barrel medic), 2781 nucleotides. Its product is annotated as ABC transporter G family member 15. The record is from RefSeq and is a predicted model, not a curated record. Gene Ontology annotation, cellular component: membrane. The coding region runs from base 469 to 2475 and encodes 668 amino acids. The transcript has 9 exons. Gene Ontology annotation, molecular function: ABC-type transporter activity; ATP hydrolysis activity; ATP binding. NCBI's taxonomy places the organism in Eukaryota, Viridiplantae, Streptophyta, Magnoliopsida, Fabales, Fabaceae.
GUUAUCUUCAAUGAGAAUAAAAAAAUUCCAGGACAUGGUUUUGUUGUAACCACAGUAACACAUUAUCAUUGGCAUAUACUCAGCCAAGGACCUGUUUGGCUAUACUUCUAAUUGAGUCUUAUACUCAUUCUAAUACUUCUCUAUAAGGAAUAAACAAUCUGAGAAUGCAAACAACAUUCUUUCAUAUUAUACUUGUGUGAUUAUAUUGUCCACAAGUAUGGUGCACAUGUGACACAUGCAACCCUCAGAUUAAUUUUUUUUACAACACAAUAACUCUCCCAUCUACUCUAUCUCUUCAUAAUUUUUCCAUGUUUGGUACAACAUUAAUUGUUAGUUGUUUUUUAUUUGAUAUACAUCAUUCUAGAUUUCAUUCUUAUAUCUUUUAAGCUUAUUUUAUGUUAUACGUACCCUUCAUAAUAAUAAAUAAAUCAAACUCCUUUAGCUUCAAAUCAACAUAAACAUAAUAACAUGGAGAUUGGUUACUUAAUGGUCUUAGCAUGGGAGGAUGUAAGAGUUAUGUUGCCAAAUUUUGGGAAAGGACCAACUAAAAGGUUACUUAAUGGUCUUAAUGGUUUUGCUGAGCCUGGUAGAAUCAUGGCUAUUAUGGGUCCUUCUGGCUCUGGAAAAUCCACUUUGCUUGAUACACUUGCAGGUAGACUUCCAAAAAAUGUGGUGAUGACGGGAAAUGUUCUUCUCAAUGGGAAGAAAAAAAUUCCGGACUAUGGUUUUGUUGCAUACGUAACACAAGAAGAUGUGUUGUUAGGAACUCUUACAGUGAAAGAAACGAUAGCAUAUUCAGCACAUUUACGUCUUCCGUCAACAAUGUCCAAAGAAGAAGUCAGCAGCAUAAUCGAUGGAACAAUCAUAGAAAUGGGUCUCCAAGACUGUGCAGAUAGGUUAAUAGGUAACUGGCAUCUGAGAGGUAUAAGCGGCGGUGAAAGGAAAAGAACUAGCAUUGCACUUGAGAUUCUCACAAAGCCUCGUUUGUUGUUUCUUGAUGAACCAACUUGUGGCUUAGAUAGUGCUUCUGCAUUUUUUGUUGUUCAAACUCUCAGAAAUAUUGCUCAUGAUGGAAGGACUGUUAUUUCUUCAAUUCAUCAGCCCAAUAGUGAAGUAUUUGCACUUUUUGACGACCUUUUCUUGCUCGCUCGUGGCGAAACUGUUUAUUUUGGUGAAGCCAAAAUGGCAAUUGAGUUUUUUGCUGAAGCCGGUUUCCCUUGUCCGCGUAAAAGAAAUCCUUCUGAUCACUUCCUAAGAUGUAUCAAUUCUGAUUUCGAUGUUGUAACGGCUACACUAAAGGGGUCUCAAAGAAUUCAUGAUGUUCCAAAUUCAGCAGAUCCUUUCAUGAAUUUGGCUACAGCACAGAUUAAGUCAAUGCUAGUUGAGAGAUUUAAGCGUUCAACGUACGCCAGAAGGGUAAAAUACAAUAUUCAAGAACAAUCAACCAAUGAAGGGAUUGAAACUGAGACAAACUAUGGAAGCCAAGCUAGUUGGUGGAAGCAACUCUCUACACUGACGAGGAGAUCAUUUGUGAACAUGUGUAGAGAUAUUGGUUACUACUGGUUGAGAAUUAUAAUUAACAUCAUUGUAUCUAUAUGUGUUGGAACUCUCUAUUUUGAUGUUGGCUAUAGCUAUACUUCCAUCUUGGCUCGCGGUGCCUGUGGUGCAUUUGUAACAGGAUUUAUGACUACCAUCUCAAUUGGAAGCUUGCCAUCCGUCAUUGAAGAAAUGAAGGUAUUUUAUAGAGAAAGGAUGAAUGGAUACUACGGAGUAGCAGCCUAUAUUUUAGCAAACUUUAUUUCAUCAUUCCCAUUCCUGGUUGUUAUUGCUCUUACUUCUUGCACAAUCACAUAUAACAUGGUGAAAUUCAGGCCAGGAUUCAUUCACUAUGUGUUUUUCACUCUUAACGUCUAUGGAUGCCUCUCAGUGAUCGAGAGUAUCAUGAUGGUUGUAGCUUCGCUUGUUCCAAAUUUCCUUAUGGGAAUCGUUACAGGAGCUGGAAUCAUUGGAAUCAUGAUGAUGUCCUCUGGAUUCUUUAGGUUGCUAUCUGAUCUUCCAAAAGUGGUUUGGCGUUAUCCAAUUUCAUAUAUCAGUUAUGGCGCAUGGGCAACACAGGGUUCAUACAAGAAUGACUUACUAGGGCUUGAGUUUGAUCCACUACUCCCAGGUGACCCAAAACUGACAGGAGAAUAUGUGAUAACACACAUGUUUGGGGUUGAAUUAAGCCAUUCCAAGUGGUGGGACUUAGGUGCUCUAUUUAUCAUUCUCAUAUGCUACAGGAUUUUAUUCUUUAUUAUUCUCAAGUUCAAGGAAAGAGCAUUACCAUUAUUUCAAGCACUUUAUGCAAAAAGAACCUUACACCAGCUUGAGAAAAGACCUUCUUUCAAGAAAAUGUCAUCUUUUACUUCCAUGAGGCGUCAACCACUUCAUUCACUAUCUUCUCAAGAGGAUCUUGAUUCUCCACUUCACUACUAGAAGAACAACCACAAAGAAGAGGAAUAUAUAUAGUUUUAUAAUUAAACUCUGCUGGAUUUGAAGGCAAAUUAUAUUACAUUUUUCCUUAAAAAAAAGUAUAUUACAUUUUAAAAUCUGCUUAAUUACUGUGUAUCAAGAUAAUAAUAAACUAUGACUAGACAUAUUUGUAAAGUAUGUUUACACGAUAAGAUUGAACAACAUCGUCCCUGUUUUCAAGAUUGUUUUGUGCUCACAAUUUUUAAUCCUACACCUUCUAUUUUAGAUCUAUCUGUACUGUAACAGAUCUUCAAUAAACUAGUAUAUUUU